This is a messenger RNA of Enterobius vermicularis (human pinworm), 786 nucleotides long. The record is from the annotation of a GenBank genome assembly. NCBI's taxonomy places the organism in Eukaryota, Metazoa, Nematoda, Chromadorea, Rhabditida, Oxyuridae.
AUGCCUUUACAAACUCUGCGGAAUCCACGGUUGGACGCAUUACAAUAUGACCAGGACAUAGAAGAACUUCUCUUUCAGCGAGUUAGGACUGUAUUUAGUGGACUGCCAACCCCUGUAGCAUCGUUUUUGGAGUGUUCUCACCAUGAGCUACGACUUCUCGUUAGAACAUUAAUAUGGGGCGUUCAUUUAUCAAAAGGUCUUUCACUUGGCCAAUCUGUACAAGGCAUCUUCUACAAGCGUUACGAACGCUGGCAUCUCAUAACGCAUUAUCUGAUCUCGGUGUUUUUUCCGUAUCUUUUUAACAGAUUAUUUUGCAAUUCUUGGCUGAUUAAAAGGACUGUAAUGACUAGACUACAGGCGGUAAUUCGAUUUGUAAAAUUGCUUCACCAUCUUAUAUUUCUUCGUUUUGGUAGAUAUUGCACUAUAGCCGAACGGUUGCUAAAAUUGCAAACAUUUGCCAAUGGGAAUACAAGAAAUUGGGAAGUUUUAAACAAAGAACUAUUAUGGCACGUAUUCCAUGAAAUGAUGUUGUUGAUGAUGCCUAUUUACGCCGUUCUUAGCAAACCGUUACAACAGAAGGCAAUAAUUUCUACGACUACUGAUGACAAUUUUUUAGCUCUACAUUGUUCCAACUGCUGUAACUUAGCUGUUUUACCGGUACAGAAUACGAGCUGCGAACAUUUAAUAUGCUACUACUGCUACAACACUAAUACAGAGUGUUUAAUUUGUAAAAAACCAUACAUGCGUGAUCAGUACAUCCGUCUGUUGAACUAUAACGUCAUCUAA